This is a messenger RNA of Dermatophagoides pteronyssinus (European house dust mite), 1969 nucleotides long. RefSeq lists its product as uncharacterized. The record is from RefSeq and is a predicted model, not a curated record. Lineage: Eukaryota; Metazoa; Arthropoda; Arachnida; Sarcoptiformes; Pyroglyphidae.
GUCGUCGUUGUCUAAACCAUGUCUAAAAGUUUAAAUGAAAAUAAUAAUAUGAUGAAAUCUAAAGUAAAAAAACGAACAGCAGAUUUAUCAACGUUAAGUACUAAUUGUAUUAAUAAUUGUAACAGUAAUAAUAAUAACAACAAUAAUAAUAAUGGAAAAAUGAAAGUAAAAACAACAACCGGAACAGCAACAGCAACAGGUUCAUCGGCAUCACCAUCAGCAUUAGGUUUUGAAGAAGAUUUUAUUAUGUCAAUAGAUUCAAAACUUGGUUCAACAAUAUUACAACGACCAGAUAUAAAAGAUUUAGAUGUUGAAACAUUUGGUCAUUCAACAACAUCAUCAACAAAUAAACGUAAUGCAUCAAGAUUAUUAAAAUUAAAAGCAGCAUGUCAAAAACCAACCGAAUUGGAUGUUUGUUUAGAUGAUAAAGGUAAAAUGAAAAAUGCCAAUGGUCCAGGUGCAAGUGAUUUAAAUGAUGAUGAAAGAGGUAAAGGAUUUGAUUCAAAAAAACAAUCAAAAGUAAUGGAUAAAAAAUCCGGAUCGAUAAAUAGUAAAAAUGAUGAAGUAUUUGAAAGUUUACCUGAAGUAAAUGUAAAACAGAAAAAUAAAUUAGAUAAUGGUAAUAAUGGUAAUAAAAAAUCUGAAUCAGGAUCAACAUCAACAUCACCAGCAAUAAGUUCAUGUGAUAAUGAAAAUCAUUGUACAUUAUUGGAUGAUUUAAAAAAACAAAAACCACAUCAUCAUCAUCAUCAUCAUAAACAUCAUAAUGAUAAAGAUAAACCACAAGUGGAUACAAGAUUAACACCAUCGAUUGCAAAAUUUAUUAAUGUACCAAAUGAAUCAGAAAUGUUGGAUAAAAAACGAUUAAAUUCAGCAACCAAAUCGGAUAAUAAUAAUGCUGAUAAUCAACAAUCAUCAUCAUCAUCAGCAUCAUCAGCAUUUUUAUCAGAUAAAUCAAGUUGUGCACAAAAUUGUGAUUCAUUACGUAAAGAUUUAGGUAUUCAUAGUGCUGGUAGUAGUGCAAGUGGUGGUAGUAGUAAUAGUACAAGAAAAUCUGAAUUAUUUCGUAAAAAAGUUCCAACAUCAAUUUCAUUGGUAAAAGAAUUGGAUAGAAAAAGAUCAUUAGCGGAUAAUAAUCCAAGUAUUAUGAUUGGUGAUCCAUUUGUUACUGGCCGAUCAAAUUUAUCCGGUUUUGAUACAAGAAAAUUAAAAAAUGAUAAAUUUUCAUCCAGUAAAGUUAUAUUUAUUAAUACUGAAAAUGUUGAUGGUUCAUCAUUAUCAUCAGUUAUGAAUGCUGGUGGUGGUGGUGGUGGUGGUGGAGGUGGAGGUGGUAGUUGUAAAAAAUUUUCACCAAAAACAUCAAUAAUAAAAAUAACACCACCAACAACACCACCGAAUAUAACAAUUAACGUUAAUAAUGAUACGGAUAUGAAAAAGAAAUCGGAAAAAGAGGAAAAAAUUACUGUCAAUGGUGGUGGUGGUGGUGGUGGAUUGAAGAAAAAAUCUCAAUCAAUAUCAACAUCAACAUCAAUAUCAUCAUGUACAUCAUCAUCAGCAGCAAUAUCAAAAUCAUCAUCACAAUCUGGAAGACGACAACCAAUAACAGAAAAACCAAAUAGUAUGGAUAGUUUUCGAAAAAAAAUAAAAGCAAAAAUAAAUGAAAAAGUACAAAAACCAUCAUCUCAUCAUCAAACAACAAAACAACAACAACCACAUUCAAAAAUUCCACCAAAUAUAGUUCCAUCAUUGUUAUUAACAUCAAAUCCAUCAUCAAAAUACGAAAAAAUACGUUCAGCAAAUUCAUCAACAACCGCUAUACAACAUUCAACAUUUAUUUCGGCUUUAUCAAAAGAUUCGAAUCCAUCAGUUUCGGAUAAAUCAUAGAAGUAUUAGAAGAAAAAAAAACAAUUUUAUUUUUGAAAAAAUUAUUUUUAAAAAAUAAUUCCUAGAUGGCAGUAAAUGUAUCAAA